Messenger RNA from Didymodactylos carnosus, 716 nucleotides. The record is from the annotation of a GenBank genome assembly. Lineage: Eukaryota; Metazoa; Rotifera; Eurotatoria; Philodinida; Philodinidae.
AUUCAAUGCCAAUGAAUCCAGUUUUUGACGCGCUUUCAUUUGGUAUAAAUACAUUGUGAUAUUAUCUGUUCUUUAGGUUCUAGAGGGAGGGAGGCAAAGGUUAUGUGCCACCCUGAAAGAUUACCCACAAUCGUGAAUGUUUUAUGAAAAAAGCGAUAGGUCACGUAAAUAGGAGGGUGAAUAAUUGUAGAACCUACUGUAUUUGCUGUGUUGUUCCUUUAAGUCAUACACAUAGUGAUGAAAUUUUGAUGUUUUACGAUGAAAUAGAUAAUCAACGUCCGGUAUCAAUGGCUUAUAUGACAGGUUCAUUGACAACAUACUCAUUUCUCAAUCCCGCAUACCGUGUUUAUGCUGUUGAUGGUGAAUAUCCGUCGAGUUCCUAUUGGGUACUUGAUCAUCAUACAGUUAUCAUGAAUUUAACUGCAAGUAAUAUCUAUAAUAAAACAAUUUUUGUUGAUGAAUAUUCAGCUAGAAACGCUUAUCAAAUGGAUUAUCUCUUUCCGAAUGAUUGGAAUAAUUUUAUUCAACGUCUGGAAAAUGAUAUUGAUGGAUCAUUAAUGGGACUUGUUUAUCAAUAUUAUACAAAAUCAUAUGCAAACGGAGCACAAUGUGAUCACAACUGCCGUCGUGGUUUGUUGUGCGAUUUUAAAACAGCUCGAUCAGAAGACUCACAAUUCUGUGAUGCAAUACCACCAAAAGCCAUAAAUGUGUCGUAA